Messenger RNA from Polypterus senegalus (gray bichir), 1994 nucleotides. It is a transcript of the gene nelfe, whose product is annotated as negative elongation factor complex member E. NCBI's taxonomy places the organism in Eukaryota, Metazoa, Chordata, Cladistia, Polypteriformes, Polypteridae. Gene Ontology annotation, molecular function: RNA binding. The record is from RefSeq and is a predicted model, not a curated record. Gene Ontology annotation, cellular component: NELF complex. The transcript has 11 exons. Gene Ontology annotation, biological process: negative regulation of transcription elongation by RNA polymerase II. The coding region runs from base 659 to 1735 and encodes 358 amino acids.
AUAUUUUAUUUUGCUAAUUUCCCGCACCGUCUAAGAAGCUGAGCAACAACCGUUUAAUAGAACCAACGUAUGAGUAGAUUGUAGUCUGUUUCUUUGGCUAACAGCGACGAGUAAAACCCGGAAGAACAAUAAACAGCCCGGAACAUUUUCUUGCAUUCGAAAUCGGUUAACAUCAUUUAAAGGCUACUUUAGUAAAUGUAACUCGAUAAACAUUUUAAUUCUGAUACUCGUCUUUAAACCUUUUUUUUUUUAAAAAGAUUUUCUUACAAAUUUCUACUCCUGCCUUUCUUCUACUACCAACAUAAUUUAUUAUCAUCUCUAUGUUUAACUUCGUAUAUUGGGCUUCACUAAAGAACAGGCUUGUGUGUAAACUACUAAAUGCAAUGUGACAUUAUUUAUCUUGAUUUAAGGUAUUUCUCGCCUGGUUUUAUGGACGAUGCAGAUUAACAUACAUUACUACCUCCUACUCGGAAAAAGUAAAUUACUGACUACAGUAAAAAAACAGUUACUGCCACCAGCACGUUAAACUGUGUGCUUUCUUUGAGGGGCUGGCUUUAAUUCUGACGUCAUAUUUCUGCGCUCUGUUGUCCACAUUUGAUGCUGAAAGAAACAGCGGUAAGACCCGGGAGCACCUUAUUGUAGACUGCAGAAGAUUGCAAUGAUGCUGUUCCCUACGAGCUUGACCGAGGAAGAGGAAUCGCUUCAGAAAAAAUAUGCGAAGUUAAAGAAGAAGAAAAAAGCUCUGAUGGCUCUAAAGAAACAGAGUUCAACAGGCCAGACCACCCAAGGAGGACUGAAGAGAACACUGUCUGACCAGCCUGUUGUGGACACAGCAACAGCUACAGAACAAGCUAAAAUGUUAAUAAAGUCUGGAGCAAUCAGUGCGAUAAAAGCAGAAAACAAGAAUUCAGGAUUCAAGCGCUCUCGGACACUUGAAGGAAAAUUAAAGGACCCAGAAAAAGGCCCAAUACCUACUUUUCAGCCUUUUCAACGAAGUGUAUCUGCAGACAGUGACAACACAGAGUCUUCAAAGAGGUCACAGAGGAAGAUGCUUUAUGAAAGCUUUGUCAGCUCAGGGGAUCGUACUCGUGAACCAGAAAGAGAGUCUGGAGGAAGCCCAUCAUGGGAAGCCACUGAUCGUGACAGAGAUGCAGACAGAGACCGGGAUAGAGAACGGGAACGAGAUCGAGAUAAAGAUCGUGAUCGCGACAGCAUUGGAGGAUUCCGCAACCAUGAUAGAGACUGGGACAGAGACCGAGAUCGAGGAAGAAGAGAAAGAGAAAGGGACAGGGAUCGGGAACGUGACCGGGAACGUGAUCGAGAUCAGGACAGAGAUAGGGAAAGGGAGCAACCAUUUAGACGCUCAGAUUCAUUCCCAGACCGUCGACCACCUCGAAAGGGAAACACGCUGUAUGUGCAUGGAGCAGGAAUGAGUGAAGAGAGUCUCCGUAGUGCCUUCUCAGCACAUGGAAACAUCAUUGAUUUGUCAAUGGAUUCACCAAGGAAUUGUGCAUUCAUUACGUUUGAAAAAAUGGAGUCAGCUGACCAAGCAGUGGCAGAGCUCAAUGGCACAGUGGUCGGAGAUGUGAACGUGAGAGUCAGCAUUGCACGAAAACAACCUAUGCUAGAGGCAGCCACCGGGAAAUCUUUGUGGGGUUCCUUGGCUGUCCAGAAUAGUGCAAAAGGCUCACACAGAGACAAAAGACACCAGGUUGUGUACACAGAUGAUUUCUGAGGGUUUUGGUUUUUUGGAAAAUAUUUUGAAUGUCAAUGCUAUUCUUACGGAGCUAUUUCACAGCCCACUCAUAUGUUACACACAUAACCUUCUGGCUUUUUAUAUGUGUAAGGUUCUGUGUGUAAAGUUGAAAAAGUAUUUUUUUACUUCAAGAACCAUGUGUUAGAUUACGUUACACCCAGAAGAAAUUAUUUUUUCAGCUGUAUCUUCAUCAUUGUAAAUGUGCUAGUCCUUAUAAAAUAAAAGAUUUAAACUGUCA